Molecule: messenger RNA, 11189 nt
Organism: Cebus imitator (Panamanian white-faced capuchin)
Lineage: Eukaryota; Metazoa; Chordata; Mammalia; Primates; Cebidae
Gene: RC3H1
Product: ring finger and CCCH-type domains 1
Exons: 21
Coding region: 278-3679 (1133 amino acids)
Molecular function (GO): metal ion binding
Source: RefSeq, a predicted model, not a curated record
CAGCCGUGGCCCGGCGGCCUGGGACAGAGUCAGAGUCAACGGUGGCAGCGGCGGCGGCGGCGGCUGCCGCGGCGGUGGCGACGGCCGCGGGGACUCGGAGCUGAGAGGAGCUGCUGCUCGGACCAGCGCGGUUAUAUUUCACACUAUGUGCUGACUGUAUCUACAGAAGAUAUUUAAAAAAAAAGAUAAACUUUUUUUCAAAGAUUUUGAUUCCAGUGGAAUCUUUGCUUUAGAUUUGUGUGUGUGUUUGUGUUCGUGAAUUGUAACUCCAGAAGCAAUGCCUGUACAAGCUCCACAAUGGACGGAUUUCCUCUCCUGCCCAAUUUGCACUCAGACUUUCGACGAAACAAUUCGAAAGCCCAUCAGUUUGGGUUGUGGCCAUACUGUCUGCAAGAUGUGCCUAAAUAAACUCCACCGCAAGGCUUGCCCAUUUGACCAGACCACUAUCAAUACAGACAUUGAGCUCCUCCCUGUGAACUCAGCAUUGCUGCAGCUUGUGGGUGCUCAGGUCCCUGAGCAGCAGCCGAUUACUUUGUGUAGUGGGGUGGAAGACACAAAGCAUUAUGAAGAAGCCAAGAAAUGUGUAGAAGAAUUAGCAUUGUACUUAAAACCGCUCAGCAGUGCUAGAGGAGUGGGUCUGAACAGCACUACUCAGAGUGUUCUGAGUCGCCCAAUGCAGAGGAAGCUUGUGACUCUGGUCCACUGUCAACUAGUAGAAGAAGAAGGCAGGAUUCGUGCCAUGAGGGCAGCUCGAUCUUUAGGUGAACGGACAGUUACAGAGCUCAUUCUCCAGCACCAGAAUCCUCAGCAGCUCUCCUCCAAUCUUUGGGCAGCAGUAAGGGCUAGGGGCUGCCAGUUCCUUGGACCAGCAAUGCAGGAGGAAGCUUUAAAGCUGGUUCUGCUGGCCUUAGAAGACGGUUCUGCUUUGUCAAGAAAAGUAUUGGUUCUCUUUGUGGUGCAAAGGUUGGAGCCACGGUUUCCUCAAGCCUCUAAAACUAGCAUUGGGCAUGUUGUUCAGCUCCUUUAUAGAGCCUCCUGUUUCAAGGUCACCAAACGCGAUGAAGACUCUUCUUUGAUGCAGCUGAAAGAAGAAUUUAGAACCUAUGAAGCUCUGAGGCGAGAACAUGACUCCCAGAUAGUGCAGAUUGCUAUGGAAGCCGGCUUACGAAUUGCACCAGACCAAUGGUCCUCUUUGCUUUAUGGAGACCAGUCUCAUAAAUCUCACAUGCAGUCCAUUAUUGACAAGUUGCAGACACCAGCCUCUUUUGCACAGAGUGUUCAGGAACUAACAAUUGCUCUCCAGCGGACUGGAGACCCAGCAAACUUGAACCGACUAAGACCCCAUUUGGAGCUGUUAGCAAACAUUGACCCUAGUCCAGAUGCUCCUCCUCCUACGUGGGAACAGCUGGAAAAUGGGCUGGUUGCUGUGCGUACAGUGGUACAUGGGCUGGUUGAUUAUAUCCAGAACCACAGCAAAAAAGGAGCAGAUCAGCAGCAGCCUCCACAGCAUAGCAAAUACAAAACAUACAUGUGUCGAGAUAUGAAGCAGAGAGGAGGAUGCCCUCGUGGGGCCAGCUGUACGUUUGCACACUCACAGGAGGAACUGGAAAAAUUUCGCAAAAUGAACAAGCGCCUGGUUCCGAGAAGACCCUUGAGUGCCUCUUUGGGUCAACUUAAUGAGGUGGGCCUGCCUUCAGCAACUAUCCUUCCAGAUGAAGGUGCAGUGGAUCUCCCUAACAGAAAACCGCCUGCUCUGCCAAAUGGAAUUGUAUCAGCAGGGAAUACAGUAACACAGCUUAUUCCACGAGGGACAGACCCCAGCUAUGAUUCUAGUCUAAAACCAGGAAAAAUAGAUCAUCUGAGCAGUAGUGCUCCUGGAUCUCCUCCUGACCUGCUAGAAUCUGUCCCUAAGAGUAUUUCUGCCUUACCUGUGAAUCCACAUCCUAUACCUCCAAGGGGGCCAACAGAUCUGCCUCCAAUGCCUGUCACCAAACCACUUCAGAUGGUACCUCGAGGUUCGCAGUUAUAUCCAGCACAACAGACAGAUGUUUAUUAUCAGGAUCCUCGAGGAGCGGCUCCACCAUUUGAACCAGCACCUUAUCAGCAGGGUAUGUAUUAUACUCCACCACCACAAUGUGUGUCCCGCUUUGUCAGACCUCCACCAUCUGCUCCUGAACCUGCUCCUCCCUACUUGGAUCAUUAUCCACCUUACCUCCAAGAUCGUGUUGUAAACUCUCAGUAUGGCACACAGCCACAGCAGUACCCACCUAUAUACCCAUCUCACUAUGAUGGCCGUCAAGUGUACCCUGCUCAGUCGUACACGAGAGAAGAGAUAUUCCGAGAAAGCCCUAUACCCAUUGAGAUUCCACCUGCAGCAGUACCAUCCUAUGUACCAGAAUCCAGAGAAAGAUACCAACAGAUCGAGAGUUACUAUCCAGUGGCUCCUCAUCCACCUCGGAUCAGAGCUUCGUACCUCAGAGAACCACCUUAUAGCCGGCUUCCUCCUCCUCCCCAGCCUCAUCCUAGUCUAGAUGAACUACAUCGCCGACGAAAGGAAAUAAUGGCCCAGCUAGAAGAAAGAAAGGUUAUCUCUCCACCUCCUUUUGCACCGUCACCAACCUUGCCUCCUACCUUUCAUCCAGAAGAAUUUUUGGAUGAAGACUUGAAGGUAGCUGGGAAAUACAAAGGAAAUGAUUAUAGCCAGUACUCUCCCUGGUCAUGUGACACCAUCGGCUCCUACAUUGGAACCAAAGAUGCAAAACCCAAAGAUGUUGUGGCAGCAGGGAGUGUGGAAAUGAUGAAUGUGGAGAGUAAAGGAAUGAGGGACCAACGAUUAGAUCUUCAGAGAAGAGCAGCAGAAACCAGUGAUGAUGACCUCAUCCCAUUUGGAGACCGACCAACAGUGUCUCGGUUUGGUGCCAUCUCACGAACUUCCAAAACUAUAUAUCAGGGUGCUGGUCCAAUGCAGGCUAUGGCACCUCAGGGAGCUCCUGCAAAACCUAUUAACAUUUCGGAUUAUAGUCCAUAUGGAACCCACAGUGGCUGGGGAGGUUCUCCAUAUUCACCUCAUCAAAACAUACCAUCUCAGGGACACUUCAGUGAGAGGGAGAGAAUAUCUAUGUCAGAAGUGGCCAGUCAUGGAAAACCCCUUCCAUCUGCUGAGAGAGAACAGCUACGACUAGAAUUGCAGCAAUUGAACCAUCAGAUUAGCCAGCAGACCCAGCUACGUGGACUAGAGGCUGUUAGUAACAGGCUGGUGUUGCAGAGGGAGGCAAACACCCUGGCAGGCCAGUCGCAGCCUCCACCACCACAACCUCCAAAAUGGCCUGGAAUGAUCUCAAGUGAGCAGUUGAGCUUGGAACUGCACCAAGUGGAAAGGGAAAUCGGGAAGAGAACACGGGAACUGAAUAUGGUGAGUGUUACACAGGGAGAAGAGGGGGAAGGUGAAAUGAAAUCUUUCAUAGAAAACAAGGGACAACCAGAACUACAAAACAAGGUUCCGACUGAGGAUCUUACAUUGACAUUCAGUGAUGUACCAAAUGGAUCAGCCUUGACACAAGAGAAUAUCAGCCUCCUAUCAAACAAGACCAGCUCUCUGAACCUAUCAGAGGACCCUGAGGGAGGUGGGGAUAAUAAUGACUCCCAGAGAUCAGGAGUUACUCCCAGUUCUGCUCCUUAAAAUAUGAAGAGUCCUACUUUUAUCUUCUGCUCCUAAUCAGUUUGUCGGCCAUAGGGGUAGGAGAACGGAUAACUUCUAAACUUUUUCUCUUAAGAGCAGUCAGAGAAAUCCAGGAAAUUCACCAGAGGCAAUGUGCACAAACACCACUACUAAAAACACACCCUGCACAUAGUUCACAUUAAUGCAUUUUUUUAAUUUAAAGAAAAAGAAAAUUAGCAGUAUCUGCAAGCAAUUCAGAUUAAAUUUGUUUUUGUUCUGUGAAUGAACUUUAUUUUAAUAACUUUGGACGCCUUGGAUCCAGGGCUUUAAAAAAAAAAGAUAUUAUAUAUACACUCUGUUUGAUUAAUUGUAUGAUCUUAAUGAAGUAGGUUUUUCUUGUAUUUUGGUAUUAUUACAUACCCAGUGUAUAAUUCCUUACCCCCAAUCCUUAUCAGUUCUCACCACCCCAUAAACUUAAAACAGACCAAAAACGUCAGCUUUUGGAGAAUUCUGCGAUGCUUGAGAAACAGACAGUAAUAGACUGAGUUAUUAGAAAAUGUGCAGCAAACCAACUUUUCCCAGAGCUGUUAUUUGGAAUUCUUUAUCCCUGUCUAGAUCACUAGUUUCAUUGGAUAGGAAUGCUUUUCUUGACAUUGAAACUUUUGUUUGAUUGUUCAGGAAGGUUUUAUUUUUUUUUAUUUUAACUUUUCAGAGAGAGAAUUACCAAUUUUUGAAGUCCUUAUUUUCAUAUUAAGGAUCAUUUGCAUUCUCUUAAUAUAAUUAGAAAGCUGAUUCAGUGUUCAGUUGUUUAAUUAGAUUUAAACGGUGAUUAAGAAUGACUGUAACUUAUUAGUACUGAAAAUACAUGUUUGGUGUUUUGCCUGCAUUCAGCUCAUGGUUGGAAAUUUGGAGCAGUGCUUUUCAAAUUAAACUUUUGCUGAAAUCAUAGGAUGCUCAAAAACAAGGACAAUCAACUAUAUUUUAAAACUGCAACACUUCAUUUGAACUUAAAAUGAAUAGAGCCACAUUAUUUCAAUAGAUGUUUUUGUUUUACUUGUAAACUGAUUUCGUCUUAAGGAUAGUUUAUGAAUUGAUUACUUGUUAUCCAGAAUCAUUAGUAUAAGUAGGUAGGAAAUAGUUUGAAGUCAUUUUUCAUAGAUUUUGCUGCCCACUAUUGAAAAUGUUUCUUCAUGAAAAUGUUGAAAAGAGUUAAGGAUUUUUUGUUUUUAUUUAAUUCUGCUGCACAUAUUCUGAUGCCAUGUGUCUGUGCUUAACUACGACCCUGUAAAACAUGUUUAGUGGGGGCUGUUUGAUAGAGUUGCCCUCUCCAUCCCUCUAUUUGCCCAAUUUUUUCAGUUUCCCUUUCUGGAUUAUACUACUAAAUUAGAAAGCACUGGUUAUGUAAUAAGUUACUGCAUUGCUUUGGUUGGGUAAAAACAAGAGUUUAUAUUUUUCUUGUUUCUUAUUUUCUUAACCCUUAACUCCUGCUGAGGUCAUAACAACCUCAGUCUAAGCUCUGUGUCCAUCAUACUGUUAACUUAAACAAAUGGGUGGUGGGGGCGGGAAGGGUAAUACAGUCCUGCCAUUGCCUACCAGUAGGAGAGUCCAAACAGAACACUCUUUUGAGUAGCAAUUAUUUAAUUUGCCCAGUCAAGGCACCGUGUUUAUAUACUAUUUCACAUUGAAUUUGAUUAUGCCCUACAGACCUGGCUGGUCAAGGAUUUGAUAUACACAUAUUGGCUUGGGAUUCGAGCUUUCUUUUUUAUUUAAAUAAAAAUUUAUAUAUAUAUUAUAUAUAUACAUAUAUACAUAGCUAUAUCUGUAUAUAUAUUGGGUAUGUUUUAAGGAUUUUUUCGCAUGAGCGCAGCUGUUGCGAUAAAUUGACCGAUUGGGAAGUGGUAGAAGCACUGAAUGAAGAUGAGGCAUUUUUUUUUCAGUUGACUUAUGCAUUUUUCUUUCUUUCUUUCUUUUUUAAAAAAUGCUUUUGACGUUUUAUUUUAUUAUUAUUAUUAUUUUUUGAUUUUGUUUGCUUUUUGACUUUCACUUAAAACCCUUUCACAUUUACACUUUAAAUGCCUAUUGUUUAUUGGGAGAAGGAAAGAAAUUUAUGUAUGUCUGACAUAGUCCCAAGGUUUUUCAUUUAUCUGCAUAACUGUAAAAGGCAACAUUAUCGGCCUCCAACCUUCUUUUUUUUUGAGACAAGAGUGUCACUCUGUUGCCAGGCUGGAGUGCAAUGGCGUGAUAUCAGCUAACUGCAACCUCUACCUCCUGGGUUCAAGCGAUUCUCCUGCCUUAGCCUUCUGAGUAGCUGGGAUUAUAGGCACAUGCCAUCGCACCCAGCUAAUUUUUGUAUUCCAACCUUCUUAUAGGCAGAUUUGGAUCAAUUUACUUCUCCUUUGAAUAUGUUAGAUCAUCCUAAAUUUUAGAAGCAAUUGAUUCACUUUGAUUCACUUUGGAAUUCAGAAUGAUUCUUGUAUUAGAAGAUAAUUUGUGGGUAUUGAUUUCUGUUUAAGUUUACGAUAAAAGUAAAGAUUGAAUUGGGGUAGCAAUUGAAACCCCUAAUAGCUCAAUUUCUGUUAUUCUUGUUCUUAUUUCCUUUAAAUAUUCUUGUUCUUGUCUUUUACCAUUUUGAUUCUGUGAAGUAGGCAGGAACAGGGAUUAGUCUAUACAGUAUUCCUGUUCUGAACAAAACCAGAAAGUCACUGUAUAAACUUGACUUAAAAUAGUAUCUUUCUCUUUUCAUGUACUUUCAUUUAGGAGGAGAAAAAGUCUCUUCAAUUGCAACCCAAAUUCAAAAGGUACCCCUCCUUGGCCCUACACUCUAGAGCUAAUCUGGUUGGGUAGCAAAUCACAAGAAUGGUAUAUUAUCCCAUUGUGCCUACAAUGUAUUUUAAAUUAGUCAUUCUGCCUUACCUAAUGGAAAUUCUUGCAACUUUCCUAGUGCUCAUCAAUGGUUUUAGGAAUUCACGAACAGCCCCAAAAUUUGGGGGUUUUUUCCCUUUCCUUUUUUCUGUGAUAUCAUGAGCCUGUAAGGACAAGUGGCAUAUUUGGGCAUAACUGCUUGACUUUGUAACUACUUUUCUAAAAUCAAAAUCUGAAAGGUAUCCAUUCCUUCUGGCUUUUAAAUUUUUUUUUCAAGAGACAAAGAUUAAACCAGAUAUGAAAUACAGUUUCUAUGCUUUCUACUUAUUAAAAUAUUAGUUUCUUCUAAAUAUUACUUUAUUUGUAUUUCACUAAAUUCAAAAGCAAAAAUUGGCCAUCUGAAACGAACAAUUCUGAAUAGGUUAAGUUAGGAGUAAUAAGCAUUGUGUUCACUCAUUUAUAGGUAAGGGAAUUUUAUUUAUAGUGAGAAUUAUAAAAGUACUUUGACUUACUCUUUUUUUCAAGGAGUCUCUAGAAAAGGGUAGAAGAACAGAAAAUAAGACACCUAGAUUCAAUUUCUGUUUUAUGUGUAGCUCUUUUGCAUAAUUUACACAUAAUAUUGUCACAAGAUAAGUCCAAUAGCUGUCCUGUCUUGGAUAAUUCAGAGGCUGAAGUGACCAAAGAUCCAUUACUUAUUACUUUUCUAAUUAAAAGUUAGCAUAAAUUUCUAGUAAUAUUAUUCUAGGUAUUGAUAAGACACUAUUCCUAAUGCCAACGACAAAUAUUCAACUACUCAGAAUGUAUUUUAAAAAUGGUUUAGUACAGCAUUAAUGUUGGUGUCUCCUUGCUCCCAUCUUAUUUCCCUUCCCUUCCAUUCUUUCCCAUGUAUUUCUUUUGCCUGAAAGACAGAAUAUUGGUAUGAUUCUCAUUUGCUACUUUGAGUAUAAAACUUCAUCAGACUUUCCAGAGUUCUUCAGGGAUGGAGCUCAAAGUUUACAUUUUUCCAUAAAUGUCUUUUUUUCUUGACCUUUUUCCACCCUGUAAUUUCCCCUUGACUUACCCAAUGCCCUCCCCAAUCUGCAACAGUGACAGUUUGCUGCCUCAAAACAGAGCAUUCAAAUGAAUUCGCUUAGCCAAUAACUUCUGUGAAGUUGCCUUUUCUAAUGGUGUUAUUACUCAGUGAUGCACAAAUGUGGUAUUUGCCCUACUGGUAGGCAAACAAAGGUCUGGUUAAGAAUGGUAACCUGCUGUUUUCUUUAAAGGAGAGCCAAAGACUUGUGCUUUACUCUGUUUUGGUUUUGGGGGAAGUAGUAGCCAUUUUGAUCGUGAAACCUUUUAGUAUUUGUGAGUUGAUUGUACUGUGUAAGUAGAUUUAUCUAAAGUUAACUGUUAAAGUUAGCUAGCCUUAUAAAAUGUAAAAGUAAUGAAAAUUCAUCAGUUUCUCUAAACCAGUGAAUAUCAUCUUUUAUAAUAUUGUGUGUAAGCAUUUGUGCCCACCCCAACUUCUGUUAUCACUGUGGUCAAGUCAUGGGUCUGAGUAAAAUAAUUCUUGAGUAUGUGACUGGUGAGAAAUAACUACUAUAGUCAGUACAUGUACAAAUUGUUAAAAUUAAAGAAAAAUUAUUUUCACUAAAAAGAAAAAGCAUUUGUCUCAGUAAAGAAGUAUUCAGUUUACACAGCUCCUUGGAAACCCACUCAGAAAAAAAGAAAAAGAAGUAUUUAGUUGCUGUCACUUAUAUACAAAUGGUGGUGGGUAGCAGUCUCACCAUUUUUCUACUCUCUUUUUGCUCGUUUUAAAGAAUUGAGUAAAUGUUUUACAUGUAAAAUCUGUCUGUAAAAAGCACCUGUAACGAUUAUAUGUCAUUGAAAGGAAUGGGGAAGUUACUUUUUAGGAGAGAUUAAUAACCUAUCUGGAAAUUUAGGGACUACAGUGUUUACUUAGAUUUUUCCCCCUGCAAAGAGUCUAAGUGUGUUAAAUUUUUAAUUGAUGAUAAGGUGAUUUCUUCCCCUGAAAAAUCUGCCUAUCCUUUUAAGAAAAAUUAGAGCUACUAAACUAAAGCAAAUUUUACUUUCAUCAUUAGCUCUUGAACAAGCAAGAAGUCUACUACUGUCAUUAUUUUACCAGAGUGCCCACCUUUCUACCUUGGACAGCUAUGAUUUUUAUAUUUAUUUGUAGCUUCAGCUCAGGUUUAUGAAAUUUUCCUGCUGAAAUGACUUACUGGGAGUUGUAGAUUGAUGAUAGUUACUAUUAAAAAAUUUCUCAAUUUAGCUUUUCUGAGCCACUUCAAAAAGAAAGCUGUUUUGUCAAAAGGUAGUAUUAAUUGUAGUAAGCACAUCUUAAGAUUUGAAUUUUUAAGAUUCGGUUCUGUGUUCACUAAAGAUCUUUUCACAAGUAACAGAUUAUAAUCGAUAAGUAAUACUAGCUAUAGUACUAAUAAAGAAUAAGAAACUAUCACCACCAGGAAUAAAUAACACCUUUUUAUAAUAAAUGUGUUCCUAAAAGGUAUGUUUUCAAUACUGCACUGAACAAAGUGGGUAAAGUGCCCUUUGAAAUCCUGUUGUAAUAAAGGAGCUUACCUCACCACUGGAAUCCUUGUUUUCAGAGCCUCUGGAUUUUCAGCCAAACACUGAAUUCCUCCUAAACUUUAUCCCUGAACAAAACAUCACUAGAGAACAAACUUUAUUUUCACAAGAAAAUAAGGCACAAUAAGGGGGAAGAGCUUAAACCUCAAGAUAAUAUUGUGUCCAAAAGUGUGUAGUUAGAAAAAUAAAAUCCUGUGGAGUUUGUUAUCCUCAUGUUUAUUUUAUACUAGAUGAUUUGUUUCCUUGUAUUGAGGUCUUACUGUUUCAGAUUGGUUUUGGUUUUUGUUUCUGUUCUAACUCUAAGCAGACAGAGCUCACAAGUCUUUGGCAUCCGUUUUAGGUUGUACACUCAGAGUCAUCUUAUAACUGGAAACUGUCAGGUGGUCCCCACCCCAAUGAGUGUAUGAAAGGGUCAAGAAAAGGAUGGAAACAAACUAUUGGAUGGAUAAUUGGUUGCUGGGUGUUUUUUUGUUUUUUUGUUUUUUUUUUGGCCUCUUUUUUAAAAAUCACCAUUUAUUAGUGUGAUCUCUCUCCAUUGAUUGGCUGUCAUUCUCCUAAUAGCUGAACUACCCGAUAAAAUAGUUCUCUGAUUUAAAGGCAUUUAGCUUUUGCUUAUGGUUUUUACAUCCUCUGUUCAACUAAGACACUGUCCUGAGAGAUACUUUUUCCAGAUGGAUCGUUGCCUAAAUUUUCACACUUCUCCCCUGUUCAUCCUUUUUUCUCUUCCCACUUCCUGGGAAUAAAAGGAACUUUUUUUUUUUUAAAUGGUCCAUAGGCCUCAUUAUCUUUCUUUAUAAUUACUCUAUGACUUCUUGGUACAAGAACAAUGGAAAAAGUGAAUUAAGGUAAUGAACAAAACCUUUUACCCACUUAAACAUUUUCCAGUUUUGAGAUUCCUCUUCGUGUGUGUGGUCUCUUCCCCUUGUUACCCCUGCUGCCCUUUUGCUCUGACUUUGGUAAUUUGGUCUUUAGGCUCAUACCAGUCUCCCCGAGACAUUCUGCAGUCAUUAUCACCUUUUUGGGUGGAUUUUAUUUGUUUUAUUUUUAUUUUUUAUUUUUUUUUAAUAACUUCUUAACAUUGGUGCAUAUUUGCUUGGGAUAGAGCUUGUGUAAUUUACCAAUCGUAUUGAUUGUAAGUGAUUGUGCCCUGCAGAGGUAUAUUUAACAAGACAAAAAUAAUCUAGGUUAAUAAAGGAGCCCAUGAGAUUUGAGUCAGGUUAUAAGUGACUUUAUGAAAUCACUUACAGUUUUGGCUAGAAUUUAUAUCUCCUUUUAUAAGUCAGUGGUAGACACACCAUUUUUUAAAGUUUUCUUGCAUUUUUGUUUGUUUUUUUAUUGCCUCAGCUCCCUAUUGUUUCUUGCCUGCCUCCACCCACGUGUUCAGGAAAAAAAAAAAAAAUUGAGACUUAACAUGACAGCUGAUUUUUUUAAUUGCUGAAUUUUGUGAAAUUUUACUUUUUCCAAGUGUUUCCAACUUUAAAGAGGGAAGUGAAGACAAAUAGGUUGGAAUGGCGAAGACGAAUGGGUUGGAAUUUCACAAGCUGUGAAUAAUUCCUUAGGAUCUGGCAAACUGUGAAGUCUUACUGAAGACAUUAUCUCCUGAGAGUUCUUUUGGAGUAGGAAAAAGAACCCUAUUUGAAAUGGAGCGUUUUUCUCUUGUUUUUAAUCUGUUUAAUAUUUCUGAUUUUUAAGCAGCUUUCAAAACAAGUGUGGUGGAAAAAAAGGAAUAGUAGGAAAAUAUUUAGGGCAGCAGAACUUUGGUCUAAAUAAGUACAUGUUCCCACUUGUUGCUGAUUUUUUAGAGUACUAGUGCCAUCUUUUUCAAUUUUGUAUUAUUUGUGUGCAUGUUUAUAUCAAAGAUGCCCAUUUUGUUAAAAUGCUAUUUCUUUAUUACCUUGGAAACUGACUCAGCCUCAUGUUGCUCCUAAUUAGUGUUUAAGGCUCCCAUGAGUUGCAGAUAAAAGGAUUUAUUUUAACAAGUAGAAGGAGGUGAUUCACCUUUUGGAUUGUAAAUAUAUGAAAGUGUCUACAAGGUCUUUAUCUGCUUUCUGUCAGCAUUUAUAUUAAAUGAUAAAUUAAUGAGGAA